This is a messenger RNA of Ambispora leptoticha, 801 nucleotides long. Lineage: Eukaryota; Fungi; Glomeromycota; Glomeromycetes; Archaeosporales; Ambisporaceae. The record is from the annotation of a GenBank genome assembly.
AUGCCUACUCUCGAGGACUCGAAACGAGCGCUCCGAAAACUUAAAGAAGCUGGAAUGCGAAAAUUAAACUUCGCAGGUGGUGAACCAUUCUUGUAUCCCGAGCAACUAGGGAAACUCUUAGAGUUUGCCAAGCAAGAUUUGUGCCUCGAAUCAGUGUCUAUCGUGAGUAACGGGAGCGCCAUCAAAAAGCGAUUCCUUGAACGUCAUAAGGAUAAUUUGGAUAUUCUCGCGAUAUCUUGCGACUCGUUCAAUGAAGAGACCAAUAUCAAAAUUGGCCGUGGGAAAGGACGACAUGUUGAACAAUUGCGGCAGGUGGCCGGAUGGUGUUGUGAGUUCAAUAUCAAGUUUAAAUUGAAUACGGUCGUCAACCGUUACAACUGGCAAGAAGAUAUGAAUUCCGAGAUUUCGUUGUUACGGCCGUUUAGGUGGAAAUGUUUCCAGGUUUUAAUUUUGGAGAAUGAGAACAGUGGGGAAAAUACGUUACGUGAUGCGCAAGAAUUCGUAAUUUCCGAUAAAGAAUUCGAGUCAUUUAUAGAUCGUCAUCGAAGCCAGAAAUGUAUCGUUCCAGAGUCCAACAAACUGAUGAAAGAUUCUUAUUUGAUCCUUGAUGAACAUCUCUGUUUCCUCAACUGCACCACAAAUAAAAAAACACCCAGUCAGUCACUGCUAGAGGUCGAUGUUCAAGUUGCGCUUGAUCAAGCUGGUUGGGAUCAAACUGCGUUCCAUGGGAGGUCAGGUGUGUAUGAGUGGUCAAAAUCGCCCGUUCAAGGUUGCGGCGGAACUUCAAAAUUGGAUUGGUAG